Molecule: messenger RNA, 1704 nt
Organism: Vicia faba (fava bean)
Lineage: Eukaryota; Viridiplantae; Streptophyta; Magnoliopsida; Fabales; Fabaceae
Source: the annotation of a GenBank genome assembly
AUGGACCACGGAAACUAUGGCCAUUCAAGACCAAAAGAGAAGCAAACCAACUCUAACUACGAUGUACCAGAAGCAGUUGAAGUUCUUGGAAGAUAUGACGCAGAGUUUGCGAAAAUCCUUACUAAAGAUGCUUUGAAAUUUGUUGCUGAUCUACAACGUGAGUUCAGAAGCCAUAUAAAAUAUGCACUAGAGUGCAGAAAAGAAGCAAAGAGAAGAUACAAUGAAGGAGCUCUACCAGGUUUUGAUCCAGCAACUAGAUGCAUAAGAGAAGGAGAAUGGAUAUGUGCACCUGUUCCGUCAGCUGUUUCUGAUAGGAAAGUUGAGAUCACUGGUCCUGUUGAGAGAAAAAUGAUCAUCAAUGCUCUUAACUCUGGAGCUAAAGUCUUUAUGGCUGAUUUUGAGGAUGCACUGUCUCCAAACUGGGAGAAUCUUAUGAGAGGUCAAGUGAACUUGAAGGAUGCUGUAGUUGGGACCAUAACCUUUCAAGACAAAGGUAGAAACAAAGUUUACAAGCUGAAUGAUGAGAUAGCAAAGCUUUUUGUGCGACCGAGAGGAUGGCACUUACCUGAAGCUCAUAUUCUGAUUGAUGGUGAGCCUGCAACUGGUUGUCUUGUUGAUUUUGGUCUAUACUUCUACCAUAAUCAUUCAACUUUCCGGCGUACUCAAGGUGGUGGUUUCGGCCCUUUCUUUUACCUUCCCAAAAUGGAGCAUUCAAGGGAAGCUAAGAUAUGGAACAAAGUGUUUGAAAAGGCGGAGAAUGUCGUAGGAAUUGAGAGAGGAAGCAUCAGAGCAACUGUUCUGAUUGAAACACUUCCUGCAGUGUUUCAAAUGGAUGAAAUUCUGUAUGAGCUCAGAGAUCAUUCUGUUGGUCUGAACUGUGGGCGUUGGGAUUACAUUUUCAGUUAUGUUAAGAUCUUCAAUGGUCAUCCAGAUCGGUUGCUACCCGAUCGGGUCCAAGUUGGUAUGACUCAACACUUCAUGAAGAGCUACUCAGAUCUUCUUAUCAGGACAUGUCAUAGGCGCGGCGUACACGCCAUGGGAGGAAUGGCUGCGCAAAUUCCCAUUAAAGACGAUCCAGCCGCGAAUGAGGCAGCACUAGAAUUGGUAACAAAAGACAAACUUAGGGAAGUGAAGGCAGGCCAUGAUGGAACAUGGGCAGCACACCCUGGUCUAGUUCCAUCGUGUAUGGAGAUUUUUACCAAAAACAUGGGAAACUCUCCUAAUCAGAUAGCAACAAUGAAACGCGACGACGCUGCAAAAUUAACCGAAGAAGACCUCUUGCAGAUACCUAGAGGAGUCCGAACAAUGGAAGGUCUACGGUUGAAUACAAGGGUUGGAAUUCAGUAUGUGGCAGCAUGGCUAACCGGAUCAGGCUCCGUGCCUCUUCACAAUCUCAUGGAAGAUGCCGCGACUGCUGAGAUUAGUAGGGUUCAGAAUUGGCAGUGGCUUAAGUAUGGAGUCGAACUUGAUGGCGAUGGACUUGGAGUGAAAGUGAGCAAAGAACUUUUUGGUAGAGUUGUUGAAGAAGAGAUGGUUAGGAUUGAAAAUGAGGUUGGAAAAGAUAAGUUCAAGAAAGGAAAGUAUAAGGAGGCUUGCAAGAUCUUCACUAGGCAAUGCACUUCACCAACACUUGAUGAUUUUCUCACUCUUGAUGCCUAUAAUUAUAUUGUCAUAGUUCACCCUGUGGAAGUUUCAAAGCUUUGA